AUGGACUUUAUCUCAAUAAAUGAACUUGAUCAACAUAUACACUCGGAGCAUAUUGGCUUUGAUGCAGUAAAGAAGCAAUUUAUUUGCUUUUGGCUCGGGUGUUAUGCGUUUUUCACUAAUAAGGAGGAACUUGAGGAGCAUAUAAACCAUAUCCAUGUUGAUACAAUGUUGAAUGAAGAGGAAGAGGUAUUAGAUGACAGUUUGAUGGAUAUAGAUACAUUAGAACAUGAAAAUAAACUUCUUCAUAAAUUGAUAAAAGAACAAACCAAAGAGAUAAAUAAAUUGAAAGAACACUUUAAUCUUGACAAAGUGGUAAUUAACGAUGCAGAGAAUGAUUUAUUAAUAAAGAAGGAUACACUUGCACUUCUGGAAGAGCAAAAACGAUUAACAGAAAUAAAACUUGGUCAUUUGCAUGCACGGCUGUCAACGAGAGCACAAACACGGACAAUACGGAAGGAAGAGGCAAGCAAGUAUAACCAUCAUCGAAGAAAUGGUGCACAUGGAAGUCUAAAUCUAAUCGGAUGUGCUGGCUCGACAUCAGUACGAUAG
This is a messenger RNA of Paraglomus brasilianum, 549 nucleotides long. Lineage: Eukaryota; Fungi; Glomeromycota; Glomeromycetes; Paraglomerales; Paraglomeraceae. The record is from the annotation of a GenBank genome assembly.